Ctenocephalides felis (cat flea) is the source of this 5893-nucleotide messenger RNA. Its product is annotated as supervillin-like. The record is from RefSeq and is a predicted model, not a curated record. The transcript is spliced from 16 exons. Lineage: Eukaryota; Metazoa; Arthropoda; Insecta; Siphonaptera; Pulicidae. Gene Ontology annotation, cellular component: cytoplasm; actin cytoskeleton. Gene Ontology annotation, biological process: barbed-end actin filament capping; actin polymerization or depolymerization; cytoskeleton organization. Bases 16 to 5283 code for a protein of 1755 amino acids. Gene Ontology annotation, molecular function: phosphatidylinositol-4,5-bisphosphate binding; actin filament binding.
GAUUGUUGCGGAGUGAUGCGUCCAAUUUUAAAAAGACGAAGCCACUCCGAAGACCACAGGGACAAAUCCAGGGAUUCUUCGCCUGAACCCCAUCAUGGAAUUUUGAAAAAAGCCAGUGACCAUUCAGGAGGCUUGUCCUACUCCGAAGGUUGUCUCCAGUACCAGCUCAACCAAUCCUUCGACCCGGUCAAACCAAUUUUGAAAAAAAAGAGUCUAAGCGAAGAAAGUGCAGCAGCCUCAUCUUUAGAUCUGGAAGCCCCACGUCCGAUAUUAAAAAAGAAGUCGUCCACCGAAAGUGACGAGGCUGAUGAGUACAACAAACCGAGGAAGCCUAUUUUGAAGUCCAGGAACUCAUCAAGGAGGGAUUCUCCAAAAAGGGGAUUUGUUGAAGGUGCUGCUCUGCCUCAGGAUCUUGCUGCAGCUUUAAAUGAAGUUGUCCAGAGACGAAGUACUGGAGGAAGUGGUUCGACAAAUUUGCAGAGAACAAAAUCUGCUGCUGCUGCUGAUUCUGAAUUGGCGAGCAUUUUGAUGAAGAGACGGAGCAUGACGGAUGAUCAAGGGCCUCUAAUUGCUGUCGACAACCACAACCAUCAAAACUUAGACAACGAGACAUCUACAUCCAGGAAUAAUUCAUCGUCUCCCACACCAGUUACUGAGAGUAUUGCUGAAAGAAUCUCCAGGUUAGUCGGAGGAGCUUCCAGUGGUUUGGAAAAUGGGUCAGGUGGUGCUGUUCCUAGAAGAAGGGCUGCCGAUAGGUUCAGGACACAACCUGUUACCUUUAACGAGAUGGUUGCAUUAAAUGAGCUGAAUGCUUAUAAAGAAGUCCAAGGAAAGGUGAAAAAUUGGUCGGAUAUGGAUGCUGGAAAAUCCCAGGAAAAUGUCAACAAAACUGACCCAGAAUCUGAUGAUAAUGACGAGUCGACGAGUCAAUAUCAAAGCAGCACCAACUCGAUUGAUAUCAAACCAGGAUCGACAAGGAACAUAAAAUCAGCGACUACAAGUCGUCAUCAGCACCAGCAGCAGCAGCAGAAAUUGAAGGAAGACAGCGGAAUUCAGGACGAUUGCAGCAAUAUGCUGCUGGGAAGUUGUCCAAAGAUUUCUAGGACAAGUAAAGUUGCCAGUACGCCCAAUUGUGAUAAACAGACUGCUGCUUCUUGUUCGGAUUCGCCAAUUGACGAAGGGGUCGCCUCGGAUUUGUCUUCAGACGAUGGCAGAAGGAUUAAAAACCAAGACGCCAACUCCACAGACGACGACGACUCCAAAAGAACCUUACGCGAGAACUCCAAAAACCUGGAACUGUCGUCCAAAAAAACUCUUGAAAAUGACAAUAACAAACGCAGAAAGAUGACCCGGACCGAGAGAACUAUUAAAAGUUUCCGGAUUCCGGACGAUGACGGCAACGACGUCCGGAGCAAAUUGGAAAUCCUAUUAAAAAAAGGUGCACCGAUCUUACCACAACCGAAGGAGCAUCCGCAAUCAGUAGAUGGCGAUGGUGAAGAAGUGAGGAGGGUUGGCAGGAACGACGCUGUCGCCAGACGGAGACAGGCGAAUGCUGCUAGGAAAGAAGCCAGCCUAGGGAGGCAGCCUCCAAGUGCCAUAGUGAAAACAAAAAGUUCAUCCUCCAUAGUUCUCAUAUCAAAAGAAAAGACUUCUUCAACUGCGCCUGAAUCGAAGCAACUACAACAACGUCCAGAAAUUUGCGAUGAAGUGCCUUCUACUUUGUAUGGACUGCGCCGCAGCCAGACGCAACCUCUGAGAGAACCUUGGAGGGAAUCUCGGCUAAAGAGUAGUGACGAGGAGGACAACGAGAUGCCGGGAGGAGCUACGAUAGCUGAGAGAUUGGCCGCUUUGAAAAAAAGUGGCCAAAAUGAUUGGAGGAAAAGAGUGUCACGAUUGGCCCCAGAUGAGGAUGUUUCGGCCAUUAUUAGUCGUGAUGUUGGGAAACCUUUGAAACAGGAGCCUUUAUUGAGUUCGCCACAGCCUGCUUGCAUUCUGCCGCCGCCUGUGCUGCAGCAGCAGCAGCAGCAGCAGCAAAAUCAGUUCAAUUCGCAGCAGUCGCAAAUUGUUGCACAGCAGGAUUCUCGAGCAGCUGUUUUGGCAGAACGAUUGGAAUGUCUGGAGACUGCUUCACAGGGUUGGAGGAGGAGGGUAGCCCCGGCCGACGCAGGCAAAUUCUCUGUCGCCGGCCGAAUGCCGGCGGUGGAAAAGUCGCGGUCAAUGUUAGCCGUUGUGGCCGGAGCAGGCGGAGCAGGAACACCCACGUCGAACGAUCAGAGAAAACGGAGGUGUCCACCGAUGAAUAGAUUCCGCAGCAGGACUGCGAUCUCUUCCAACACGAGCCCAACUGCAACUGGCCCCAGUUCUGCGACGCAGUUGACGAGCACUGUUUCCGGAUCGCCCUUCAAGAGGAGCAUUUCUGCUCCGGGAGCACCCGAACAGGACCUCAAUUCCGAUACAGGAGGUGUGAGCGUGCCGAUACCCCGUACAGACGACGAGACAUUCAACGCGUUCUUCCUGAGCGCCACAGAGACUCCCCCUUCGAACAAUUCUUCUGUCGAGAUCGACAGCGUCGACCUGGACGCGGUGUCUAAGGACGCCCGACAAAUGCUGGUUCUAAGGCGCACUGUGCAGGCACAGCGUGGCAGACGCGCCGGUUCGCGCAACCCGGUUCGAGCCCUCGCCCAACGCGAAGACCUAAGGGACAGCUACGCCGAGGUCAGGACUGAUGUGGCCGAUCGGGAAUUGAAGAGGAUGAAAGUAGAAAAAUUGGCUAAAGGCUCUUCCAUGGCCGUAGAAGCGUUGGCAGGAUUAGCAAGUAAAGAAGACUUCACUGCAGUAAACUUACGAAAGGCCGCAGCCAGUGCCUCGUUCACCAUGGUCCCUCACAAACCCCUAAUGCUGAUACAAGUCAAGGGCAGGAGACACGUCCAGGCCAGGCUGGUUGAACCAGUAGCCUCCAGUAUAAAUUCUGGGGACGCCUAUGUCCUGGUGACACCCGAUGAGGUUUACUUGUAUCUAGGAUUAUAUUCAAAUGUUAUCGAACGGUCUAGAGGUGCGGAUAUCGUGCAGUGUAUACAGCAGAAGAAGGAUUUGGGGUGCUCGAGUGGUGCUAAGGUUUAUACUAUCAAUGAGGAGAAGGUGAUGGUUGGGCAGAGUGUUAAGAAGUUUUGGACGCUGCUUGGAUGCCCUGAAGGAGGUAAGCCCGUCAAAGCCGGUCACCCCGACGAAGACGAGUUGUAUGAGUCCGGCAUAGUCGACACCAACAUGGCAUACGAGCUGCAAGGCGACGAACUCGUGCCUUUAGAAAAAUAUUGGGGCAGCAUUCCCAGAAUAUCAAUGCUGGACCCAAGUAAAAUCCUGGUGUUCGAUUUUGGUUCCGAGAUGUACGUGUGGAACGGCAAAACCGCCAGCAUCGAUGACCGCAAAAGUGCUUUGAAAUUGGCCCAGGAAUUGUGGGCUGAGGGCUAUGAUUACUCGAAUUGUGAUGUGUGUCCUUUGAACGUGACGGAGUUAUUAGGUGACCGGGGUAUGCGUGAUGAUGAUGUGGUAAAGGCUAAGAAGAGUGAUAGUAGGCCCGAAUGGGCUUUGAUUGGUAAAAUCAAUCAGCACAUGGAAACUGUGCUGUUUCGCGAGAAGUUUUUGGACUGGCCUGAUUUUUCACGUGUGAUCCAGUCUAAAACUUUAGACAACGGUGAGGAAAAGAGUGCAGAUGCUACUAUAGAUUUAUCACCGUGCAAUGCCAAAACCAUGAUCGACACAAAACCUUCCCUGCCCUCGCUGAAACUAGAAACCGAUGAAGUCGGUCGCGGUGACUUUCAUUUCAACGAAGAGUUGGGCAAGCGUUGCGAGAUCACUACAGUUAAGGUCACCGUGUGGAGGGUGCAAGAAUACAAAUCCAGCGAGUUCGAUGACUCCAAAAUCGGGCAUUUCUAUUCCGGUGAUGGUUACGUCGUCCGGUGGCAGUACCUAGUUUCUGUCACCGGUCGCGAGUUGGGGGGUAAGCCGUCCCGGCAUUCCCUAUCCGGGCGUGAUCGUUGUGCCUAUUUUUGUUGGCAAGGACGCACCGCCACAAAUAUUGACAAAGGUGCUGCAGCUUUAAUGACUGUACAAUUAGACAAAGAACGCGGUCCUCAAAUCCGGGUUGCACAAGGCCGAGAGCCCCCGGCGUUUGUCAACUUGUUCUCAGGCGGUAUGAUUGUGCAUGAGGGUAAACGCGGUGAGACUCGGAGUGAUAGGUAUAGACUAUACACUUGCCGGGGUUGUGUGCAAAAUGAGGCUGUUUUAGAAGAAGUGCCUUGUAGUAUGCGCCAACUGCGAAGCAGGGCUUCUUUGGUCUUGGUGGAUACUGAGAAUAACACUAUUGUGGUUUGGCAUGGUGCACGCAGCUUGAAGCACGUAAAAGAAGUCGCACGAGCGGCUGCAACCAGACUACAAAACACCAAACCCCAAGACUUAUUUUCAUCGUCAACCAAAAAAGUGACUUUAUCCGAAACAACCGAAGGCAACGAAAACAACACAUUUUUGGAAGCUUUAGGCGGUUGCAACCGUAAACUUUACGUAUCCAUGAUAAAAUCAACAACCAACACAUUCGACUACACACCAAGACUCUUUCACUUAUCCAGCAUCUCUGGAACCUUCGAACCAACAGAAAUCCUGUGUCCUUUACGUCAUGAUACCCUGCACACUCCAUUCCCGUUCUCCCAAAGAGACUUAUACUCGGUGAGCCAACCUGCAAUAUUUUUACUAGACAAUGAGUCGUCUCUGUGGUUAUGGCAAGGCUGGUGGCCUCCUGGACAGGACAUGGACGAUGAUACGGAUUCUGCACUUUUGGGUUCAGACCAGACUGGUUCUGGUGCUGUUCGCUGGCAGGCUGAAAGGAGGGCUGCUAUGCAGACUGCAGUCGAUUAUUGGAAGGUCAAACAUGGUUCUGCGAAGGAUGUUAAGGGAUAUCUGGUGUGGGCUGGUCUGGAGCCUUUGGAGUUUACGAACUUGUUCCCGGUUUGGCAGGACAGGGACGAUAUUGCGGAAAUUAACAUGAAGGAGGGAAAGAAAGCAGGCGAGCCCAUAUCCCUCCAAGGCGAGCUGUCUCAACUGACCUGCUCCACCUACCAUCCAGACAUCCUCCUCCAAAGACCUCUACCCGAAGGCGUAGACCCUACAAGACUAGAACUCUAUCUAGAACCAAGAUACUUCAAGGAACUCCUCGGACUUACCAAGGAGGAAUUCAACGAACUGCCCACGUGGAAACAGACGAAGGUCAAAAAGGACAAGGGUUUAUUUUAGACUUUUUUACACAUUUUUUAUAUUUAUGAUAUUAUCGAAAGGCAAACGACGAUUUUUUAAAUAAAUGUUGAGAUUAUUAUUAGUUUUGGAAACGUCUUUUUGGAUACUGCCUCGGAAAAGUGAUACGCGAAAUUUGUAUAGAUUUAAAAAGUAAUGUAGCUUGUAAGUAUAUGCAUAUUUAUUCAUUUUUAUAUAUAUGAUAUGAUGACACGACAAGGUAACUUAAUCGUAAUCGAUAGUUUUAUUGCUAGAUGAAUUUUUUUUGAGGUCUUGAGAUAAAAAAAUACCUUGAUAUAAGAAAGUCUUCAGAAACAGCUCCAAUUUUUUCAUGAAUGAAAAUCAUUUUUAUUUUCUACUCAUCGAGACCUUUUAAACGAUACCCCACAUGCCAUAAAACACAGAAACAAAAUUUUUGAAGUAAAACUUUUUUAGACUCGUUACGAAUACAAAUUCGUUGCAAUGUUACUGCUUUUGAAUAACAUUGAAAAACAAACAUAAAAAACAAUAACAAUCGAGUGUAAAUUUUCUGGGCAAAUCACUUAGUUAAUUUUAGUACUCGCUACAAAAGUUUUACAUUUACACAUUUUAAACAGAAAUAAAAUAUAACAAA